AUGAGGGCGUUGAUCGCUGUGGUGCUUCUGUGCGCGCUCCGCCUCCCGGGCCUCAGAAGUCAAUGCCCCAACCCAGGCUCCUUAAAAGACCCCCAAGGCACGAAGCUAUGCGCUCGCAUGUUCACAGACAGCCACGAGAACAGUACUCUGAGCUGUGUGGGCGAGCAGAUGAACAUCUAUCCCCAAGACGACUACCCGAUGCUUCCGCGCAGUUGGAACGACCGCAUUUCCUCCAUGGUGGUGUCCCGGUUCUGCAGUCUCACAGUUUGGUCGCGUACGAAGAAGGAAGGGAAACGGCGGAAAUUCCGGGCGGGGGUCCAGCACCGACUGAGGGACGUACGCAUGGGGCUGUUAAGAAACUGGGAUAACCAGAUCUCCGCGUUUUUUUGCGAGUGCUAG
This is a messenger RNA of Conger conger (European conger), 399 nucleotides long. Its product is annotated as syncollin-like. The transcript has a single exon. Gene Ontology annotation, cellular component: secretory granule membrane. Gene Ontology annotation, biological process: exocytosis. Bases 1 to 399 code for a protein of 132 amino acids. The record is from RefSeq and is a predicted model, not a curated record. Lineage: Eukaryota; Metazoa; Chordata; Actinopteri; Anguilliformes; Congridae.